CUUCAAAUUCACCACUCCAAAACCAAAACUUGCUCAACUUUAGCUUCUCAUUUCACAACAAUCAUGACACCCAUUUUCCAUUUGCUCCACUUAUGUCUCGCCCUCAAUCUUUUUCUAUUGGACCAAGUUAAACCCGAUCCCGACCCACUUCAAGAUUAUUGCGUCGCUAAUCCGAAACCCGCCUUAUCCUUUUAUACCAAUGGCGCGCCCUGCAUUGACCCAGCCCUUGCUCGCUCUUCCCAUUUCAGCACAUCAGUUCUCGCCAUGCCCGGAGACACAAAAGCCAACCCCUUCGGCUUUAACGUCACUCUAACAAACACCCUUAACUUGCCUGGUCUCAACACCAUGGGCCUCACCAUGGCCCGGGUUGACAUUGAAGCUAACGGACUUGUACCGCCUCAUUCGCACCCACGAGCCUCCGAGGUCAUCAUUUGCUUGGAGGGUUCCGUUCUUGUGGGCUUUGUGGACACCUCAGCCCGCCUCUUUACCCAAAAGUUAAGAGUGGGUGAGUCUUUUAUUUUUCCAAAGGGACUCAUUCAUUUUAUUUAUAAUAUGGACUCAAUGAGCCCAGCACUUGCCGUUUCCGGGAUGAACAGCCAAAAUCCAGGGGCCCAAGUUGGUUCUGUAGCCAUGUUUAAAUCAAAGCCGUUGAUUCCCGAUGAGGUGUUGAAGGGAGCAUUCCAGAUCAACGGCCAAGAUAUUGCCAGGAUCCGUAGAAAUCUUGGAGGGUCAUUAUUUUAAAUUUUGAUUAUUGAUUUAUUUAUUUAUGGUUGUCAUAUUAUUAUUAUUAUUAUUUGGGUGAAGGGAUGCGAUGCGUGUCAUGGAAGUCUGAAGUUUUUCACAUCAAAAUCGACCUCUUAACGGC
Molecule: messenger RNA, 865 nt
Organism: Carica papaya (papaya)
Lineage: Eukaryota; Viridiplantae; Streptophyta; Magnoliopsida; Brassicales; Caricaceae
Gene: GLP7
Product: germin-like protein 7
Molecular function (GO): manganese ion binding
Source: RefSeq, a predicted model, not a curated record